Messenger RNA from Cladocopium goreaui, 1465 nucleotides. The record is from the annotation of a GenBank genome assembly. Lineage: Eukaryota; Dinophyceae; Suessiales; Symbiodiniaceae.
UGAUCACGGAGAAGGAAGAACAAUGAAGAACAACCACAAUCCCGAUAUGGUAUAUUGUGGCGUUACACAUUCAACCACCAUGUUGGAAACCUUACGUCCGAAAGUCAAACCUGACUAUGCUCUCCGGCAGCUGUUCAGGUCCCAAGCUCAUCCUAAACACCUCAGCACCAAGCCAUCCGCCAUGUCCACAGGCGCCCCCUGUGUUGUGAUGGUGGACCCGUACUCCACGGGUGCAUUGCUGGCCCAGGAGCUGGAUCAGCGAAGCUAUGCCGUCAUUGCCAUGUGGACAGCGGAUUCGAGUGAGCUGCGAUGGCGUAUGCCCAAAGCAGCAAAAGGGUUUCCCGAGAAAUUCUUCGCCGAGGUGGACGAGCAGGCGACUGUUGCCUUGACUGCUGACCUGGUCCGCGAUGUGGCCCAGUCCGAGCCGCUGGCUGUGAUUUGUGGCGGAGACACUGGUGUGAAGUUGACAGAUGCCUUGUCGGAGUACAUGGGCUUGCGUGGCAACACCACAGCAGGCGGUGUCAAAAAUCGUCGUGACAAACAGAUGCAGCAGGAGGCCGUAAAAUCUGCUGGAUUGCGAUCAACGCGGUCCGUCUGUGGCCACACUUGGUGGGAAGUGAAAGGCUUCACUGAGGCUGAAGAGUUUCCCAUAAUCGUGAAGCCGCUUGAAUCUUCUGGAAACCAGGGCGUGAAGCUUUGCCAUACCGAAGGUGAGGCAGAAACUCACUUUCACCUUUUGGCCAACUCACAAAGGAAAGGCGGCCCUCAACGAGAGGCAAUCAUUUUGCAAGAGUAUCUCAAGGGUGCUGAGUAUAUGGUUGACUGCGUGUCGCGGGACGGCGUCCACAAGUCUACAAUGGUUUGGGUCACAGAUCAUGGACCCGCCAAUGGUUCUGACUUUGUUCUCUUUGGCAUUCGGUGCGUUCCUUCCGGCAGUCCUCUGGCGCAAGAGCUCAUCGCCUAUGUCCAUGGCUGUUUGGAAGCCUUGCGGAUCACCGAUGGUGCCACACAUACUGAGGUGAUGAUGACCGAGACGGGCCCAUGCCUGGUGGAAGUCAACAGCCGUUGUCAUGGAGCCAACGGGUCAUGGAUGCCAUUGGCGCUGGCUCUCACAGGUUACACACAGGUGGAGGCUUGCGUAGACGCCUUCAUGAACGCAGAGGCAUUUGAUCGACUUCCUCAUGCACCCCCUGAUUUUAUGGCGUUCGGAAUUUUGGCCAUGCUGCUCUCCUACCAUGAAGGGCAUGCGGAAUCCACAUGUUUCGACAAGGUUCGGGAGCUCCAGUCUGUGGUCUUCCUGGAAGAACAAAUGUCUGCUGGCCGUUGGGUGAAAAAGUCGACUGACAUGCCCAGCCUCAUCGGCAUGUGUGUCUUGGUGCACGCUGAUCCCACAGUAGUGGAGAGAGAUUUGGAAGCCAUUCGUGAGAUGGAGCAGGAGGGUUCUUUGUAUGUAUUGGCCGACUAA